AUGUCAUUGUGGGAUCAACUAUCACUAACUUCGCAGAAAACUUCCAUUAGCCAGAAUCAUGGUAUAUGGAACGAGAUGUAUAAUGCGACGGUGGGAUCAAUGUUUGAGUUAAGCGCAAUAAUCCAAGGUAGAGCAGAUUCUGUUAAGGACAAUUUUAGAAACGAUAUAUCUAGUUAUAAGAAUUUCAUGUACCCGUUUCGCGGUUUUGUUGAAUUUCUAAGCUCUUACAGGUACUGGGGAUAUGCAGCAAUCAUUGGAAGCUGCUAUAUUAUCUUAUUCAUAAUGCUUACAACACUAUAUGCAACAUUUUUACUACCCAUCCUCUCAACAUGGCAGAUUGUGCUUUUGGGCCCAAUUGGUUUAGUCAUUUCUAUCAUGCAGAUGAUUUUGCAGUGUAAUUUAUGGACAGUCCGUGGCACAAAAUGGUUUGUAUUGCCAGUUGUUAAGGAAGACAUUUUCGAUACAUGUCUCAGAAGAAGAAAUCAUGGCGCUUUAUUAAACACCUUGAAGUUGAGGCCUUUCCCAGUGCCUCCAUCUUAUAAGAAAAACGACUUAGAGUUCUGGAUCUACCAGAUCCCGAUCCAAGUAUUUCUCGUUCUGUGCUCUAUCUCACGAUCUUUUUUUAUUAUUGUUCUAUCGUUAGUUCCAAUCAUUGGACCUACCAUAGCGGUUGUUCUAUUGAGUCCUAGUAGAUCAUACAACUAUUAUAAUACAUGGAUGACGCGUUUAAGAAUGACUUAUAAAAUGAAAUGCGACAGCUACUACGAGAAAUUAGGACAGCAUAUGGCUUUUGGGUUAUCUAGUGGUAUUUUUGAACUAUUCCCAUUGAUAUCCAUUGCGGGAAUGUGUAGCAACGUCAUUGCUGCUGCAUUACUAGUGGAAGACGAAAUCAAGCAUGAUAGGGUAGCACUCAGCCAAGCGGAACUAGCGGAAAUUAGGCUUCGCUCUGUGCCACAAGACUGA
This is a messenger RNA of Eremothecium sinecaudum, 963 nucleotides long. Its product is annotated as HHL177Cp. Bases 1 to 963 code for a protein of 320 amino acids. Lineage: Eukaryota; Fungi; Ascomycota; Saccharomycetes; Saccharomycetales; Saccharomycetaceae. The transcript has a single exon. Gene Ontology annotation, cellular component: lipid droplet; ascospore wall; prospore membrane. The record is from RefSeq and is a predicted model, not a curated record.